Molecule: messenger RNA, 913 nt
Organism: Ziziphus jujuba (common jujube)
Lineage: Eukaryota; Viridiplantae; Streptophyta; Magnoliopsida; Rosales; Rhamnaceae
Product: probable histone H2A.3
Exons: 2
Coding region: 157-564 (135 amino acids)
Cellular component (GO): nucleosome
Molecular function (GO): DNA binding; protein heterodimerization activity; structural constituent of chromatin
Source: RefSeq, a predicted model, not a curated record
CAUCUCUAAAAUCUUUUAUAUUUUUGUUUGGCUUUCGGUGGUGUAGCAAAGCAUAAGCUCGUCUCUCUCUUUACAGAUAUAUUGUAUUAUUCGUUCAGAAUCUUUUUGCUUUUUUUUUUUUUUUCUUCGAAGCAAGCGCGCGGAAGUUCAUCCUUAAUGGCGGGUCGUGGAAAAACUCUAGGAUCUGGAGCCGCGAAGAAGGCUACGUCUCGGAGCAGCAAGGCCGGUCUUCAAUUUCCGGUCGGUCGUAUCGCUCGUUUCUUGAAAGCCGGAAAAUAUGCCGAACGAGUUGGUGCCGGAGCUCCGGUCUACCUUGCCGCUGUCCUUGAAUACCUAGCGGCUGAGGUUUUGGAAUUGGCUGGAAAUGCUGCAAGAGACAACAAGAAGACUAGGAUAGUGCCGCGCCACAUUCAGCUUGCCGUGAGAAACGACGAAGAGCUGAGCAAGCUUCUCGGAGAUGUGACAAUUGCAAAUGGCGGUGUGAUGCCCAACAUCCACAACCUUCUUCUCCCAAAGAAGACCGGAGGCUCAUCAAAGGCCUCAGGAGCUGACGAUGAUUCUUAGAUUUCAGGGACUAGAAAAGAAAAGAAAAAAGAAAAAUUAUUGGGAAAAUGUUAAAACUUUCACGGGUUGGGUCAAAGGGUUGCAUUUGGUAUUAAAAAUUUUUAGUUUCAUUUACCAUGUUUAGGGAUAAAUUAGGGUAUGUGUUUCUGCUUUUGGAAAUGUAGUUGGGGUAGUUAGGUUUUCAAGUAGUGAUUGUGAAUAUAAUCAUCUCCUAUUAUUAGUUUCCAUAUUGUGAUUUUUAUUUUUAUUUUUUGUAUUUUUUCCUUUCCAUUUCAUCUGUAUUUUUGCCUCUGAAUUUUCCAUUUGGGUUUUAAUUACAAAAUGACACUGCUGCGAAGUUUAUGGUUUA